Penicillium oxalicum is the source of this 564-nucleotide messenger RNA. RefSeq names its product trafficking protein particle complex subunit. The coding region runs from base 1 to 564 and encodes 187 amino acids. The record is from RefSeq and is a predicted model, not a curated record. Gene Ontology annotation, biological process: regulation of GTPase activity; endoplasmic reticulum to Golgi vesicle-mediated transport. Gene Ontology annotation, cellular component: cis-Golgi network; TRAPP complex; trans-Golgi network. NCBI's taxonomy places the organism in Eukaryota, Fungi, Ascomycota, Eurotiomycetes, Eurotiales, Aspergillaceae. The transcript is spliced from 4 exons.
AUGUCCUUCGACGCCUCGGCCUCAUUAUCCAUCUCCGAUCCUAAUGCCCGCGCCCUCAGCUCCUCAUGCUUUGACUUCUUGUUAAUCGAACUGGUACCCAUGGCUGAACGUCUUGCGAAAGAGCUCGCUUCCCACGAGAAUCCUGAGGAUCCUGAAGUUCGAGAGUCGACUUAUUUUCGUCUGGAGUCGUUGGGUUAUCGGGUUGGUCAGGGUCUUGCUGAAAGAUUUUCGCGUGAUCGACCCCGUUUUACAGAUAACUUGGACGUGAUCAAAUUCCUCUGCAAAGAUUUAUGGACGGUGCUGUUUCGAAAACAGAUUGAUAAUUUGAAGACGAAUCAUCGGGGAGUCUACGUCUUGACCGACAGUGCAUUCAGACCUUUUGCCCGGAUGAGUAUGGCUGCAAGGUCCGACGCUGUAAAUAUGGCGCAAGCGUACCUGUGGUUUCCCUGUGGUGUGAUCCGAGGAGCUCUGGCCAAUCUGGGAAUCACGACGACCGUGCAGGCAGAGACUUCGGAGCUCCCGGGGGCGACGUUUCAGAUCAAGACCGUGCAGACUCGGCCGUAA